Molecule: messenger RNA, 718 nt
Organism: Bombyx mandarina (wild silkworm)
Lineage: Eukaryota; Metazoa; Arthropoda; Insecta; Lepidoptera; Bombycidae
Source: RefSeq, a predicted model, not a curated record
AUGGACAUGAUCGUGAGUCUGCUUGUGCUUGCCGCGUGCUUAGGAUCUAAAGCUGAAUACAGGAACGACGGAGGCUUCGUGCCGAGUUUCCAACGCACAGAGGACCAGCUUGCGGAGCCCUCGGCGAGGGUUGACAAGACUCGGGAAGAGAGAGACAGUCAGCCAGAAAGGACACAGCGUUUCGGGAUCUCCACUUAUGGCACUACAGGGAGUCAGGGUGGAUACGGUAGUACAGCACCCGGUUUGUAUGGUCCCCUCAAAAUCGAUCUGGGCGGAGUUCUGAUCGGAUCCAUAAUAGGAUUUGGAGCUGUCAUAAUCUUGCCGAAGAUUAUCCAAGCUCUAUCCUACAGCUAUGGUGGAGGCUAUGCACGGAGCGUAGACUCCGAUUACUUUCAAUUAUCAGAUAUGUUUAACAAGAUAGAAGACACUUUGAAUCGAAACAACAUAGACUCGUCAGUCUGUAUGCAACGACUUGCCUGCUCCUAUGUUCAGUUAGCUAACGAGAAUAUGAUUACUGGUAAUGCUACGGAUUAUGAUGCGCUGUUAUCUUCAUUGUCCAGUAACUCUCUGGUCCGUCGGAUGCUAGAAGGAACUUCUUUGUACGAGGCAGUGGAAGCCGGGAGAGCUCUGAACACUGACUGUCACGUGCUCUACCAGAAAUGCAAAUUAGAUAAAAAUACUGUUAUAAAAAUGUUAACGCAACUUGUACCUUCGUAGG